Molecule: messenger RNA, 3468 nt
Organism: Necator americanus (New World hookworm)
Lineage: Eukaryota; Metazoa; Nematoda; Chromadorea; Rhabditida; Ancylostomatidae
Exons: 28
Coding region: 1-3468 (1155 amino acids)
Biological process (GO): negative regulation of transcription by RNA polymerase II
Cellular component (GO): chromatin; Sin3-type complex
Molecular function (GO): transcription corepressor activity
Source: RefSeq, a predicted model, not a curated record
AUGUACAACAGCUGUGGAGGAGCUGGCGGCGGAGGAAAUGUCUAUGACCAGUAUGACAUUAAUUCACAAGGAAUGAAUCAAAACAGAGUAAAGGUCGAGGAUGCUUUAUCGUAUCUUGACCAAGUAAAAACUCAAUUUGCUGACCAACCCAACGUCUACACUCAAUUUCUUGAUAUAAUGAAAGAUUUCAAGUCCCAAGCCAUCGACACUCCCGGAGUUAUCACCAGAGUUAGCAGAUUAUUUCACGGAAGAUCUGCUCUUAUUAUGGGUUUCAACACUUUUCUUCCUCCUGGAUUUGAAGUGCGAGUUGUAGGAUCACGCAUCACUAUAACAGAACCAAACGGCAAUACCCAGGUAGUCAUGAAUAAUCCAGAAGCGGAACGUGUUGUUGAACAGGAGAAGGACCAGGAACAAGCUACCAUACAACCCAUCCGUUCAAUAGUCGAACAAGCUACUACAGAAAGUGUCCAAGGCACACCUACUCCUGCCGCUAUUGCAUCUUCGCCCAGCGCGAUGACCACUCCAAUUUUGAACCAUAGCAGUCAAGACAUUAAUGAAGCCAUAGGCUAUGUCAAUCGUAUAAAGGCACGGUUUGCGAACAAACCAGUGGUAUACAAAAAGUUUCUGGAUAUAUUACAUUCUUACCAAAGGACCGUUGAUCAGCAGGCGCGGACACCACAAACUGAGAAAGUUGUUUUGGAUGAGGUCACUGCUCUUUUUGGCGAUGAACCGGAUUUGCUCGAAGAGUUCCGACAUUUUCUUCCAGGGGUUCAUGGAUUCCGAGGCUCUUCGGAUGUUCCAUGGGAUAACAGUGAAUUAAAGGAGGCUGAAAUUAUCAUUUCUUCCGAUUCUGAUGAAGCUCCAAAUCAGGAGGAAAUUUCGGAUUCAGAACCGGAACUAGGAGUUAAACCGAAGAGAAAAAGGUGUUCGAAAGUCACUGCUAACGCCACAAGGCCUGUUACUCGUUCAUCCAAUGCAUCCGUAUGGAAAAGAGAUGUUGAUAUAAAAGACGCUGCAAUGAGUGCAAGCGUGGAAGAUAUUGUUUAUUUUGAUAAAAUCCGCCGUUGUUUGGACGAGAGAAAGCAUGAUACUUUUCUUCGCGCUCUAAACCUCUAUAGUGCAUCGAUAAUAUCCGCCAGCGAACUUCUCACAAUGUUGGACAAUGUAUUUGGAAAUCAGGCCUAUCUUCUUGAUGGCUUACGGCGGUUACUCGGCGUUGAAGACGAUUCUAACAGUACUUCCACUGUUGGAACGAUCGAGCAACGUUUUUCAAGUGACCUGGCUCACCAAAUUGAUUACUCCAGUUGUAAACAGCUCGGAGUUAGCUACAGAAGCCUACCAGACAGCUUUAAACGGCCAGUUUGCUCAGGAAGAACACCUCUCUGCCAUGAAGUAUUGAAUGAUACGUGGGUAUCGUUCCCUUCGUGGUCUUCUGAAGAUUCCACGCAUGUGUCUUCUAAGAAAACCCAGUAUGAGGAAUUCAUUUAUCGUACAGAAGAUGAGCGUUUUGAGCUGGACAUUAUAAUUGAUGUUAACAAAUAUGCUAUCGAAUCACUUGAACUUGUUCGAAGGCGUAUGGAGCGAAUGACACCAGCCGAACUCGAUAAGUUUCGACUUGAUGAAAAACUUGGUGGCAGUUCUCCUUCCUUGAUGUUACGUGCUAUCAAACGAAUUUAUGGGGAGCAUGCGUCAAAGAUUACCGAAGGAAUCAAGCGAAACCCUUUCAUGACAAUUCCCAAGGUGCUUGAUCGUAUGCGCGACAAAGAAAAGGAAUGGCGCGAAGCUCAAGUUGCUAUGAAUAGGAUUUGGCGAGAACAGAACGAAAAACACAUGGUGCGGUCCCUUGAUCAUCAGUCAAAUGCUCUUCGUAACAGCGAUUCCAAGUGGAUAAAAGCCAAGGCUCUUCUUCAUCACAUAGAAGUAAUGUUCGACGAGAGGCAGCAGAAAUCAGAAGAAGGUCAAUGCGAAGAUGUUGGCCCACACAUGGUGAUGUUGUAUCCAGAGGACAGAUCAAUUUUGCACGAUGCAUCCAAUCUUGUAAUUCAUUAUGUCAAGCGACAGUCUAAUAUCCACAAAGAGGAAAAGAAUAAAAUCAAGACCAUUUUGCGAAGAUGUGUAACGGAAUGGUUCGGAAUUGAUGAUGAAGAGAUGAGCGACGGAGAAGAAAACAACGACCCAUUGAUUGAUGAAGCUUUACCUCCUAAAAAGCGGAGAAUUGGAGAUGGUCCUGAUGAUGAACCGCCAAAGUUGGCUUUGACAACACACUACAGGCUUGUUUAUGGUGGAAAUUCGCUGUUUCUAUUCUUCCGUAUUCACCAGAUGAUUUGUGACCGUCUUGGAAAACUGAAAUUGAAACAUAUUGAACAAAUGAAGUCAUACGAGGAAGAACUAAAUGUUGCGGCGAUGCAGGCUGAGUUGUAUAAAAUCCAUGGGAAAGGGUUUGGAAGUCACGAGCAAAAUGCCAGUGACACAAGCAAUGGAUUGGCGAUAAUUAAGAAUCCCCGGCGUAAUCCUGCUUCCAACUAUGCUGAUCUUUUAUCAGAAAUUAAAAAUCUGCUGGAUGGAAAUAUUGAUUCCAAUACUUUCGAAGAUAAUGUUCGGCUACUUUUUCCAGUAGACGGCUAUCUUGUCAUAACCAUAGAUAAAUUAAUUGCUAUGGUUGGUCGACAGCUGCAUUUCUUAGCCACUGGUGCAGAUGGUUUGGAGACGAUGAAGUUGUACCAAAAGUUUCGCUACGAACAACCGAUAUCAGUAUUUAGUCAGUCUCUAAAGAAAGCAAGAAUUGAGGAGGAGUACGCAAGAUCUGCUGAAACAUUCUUCAAUUGUCAAAAUUGUUUUAAAAUCUUUGUUAUCUACGAGAAAAAACCUGUAGUCACUAUUGAACUUGUGGACACUGAAACAGAGGAAGAGCCAGUUGAGGACGACACAGCUCAAACUUGUGAAGAUGUAGCUCCAGAAGCAAGUAGUGGCGAUGAAUCGGAGGAAGUUGAUGAGGAACAUCGUCAAGGCAGUGAAAGAGCGGGUCCAAUGAAACAAAAUGGUUUAUCGACACGCGCCAGAGCUGCAGGAGCACCAAAUUCUGGCGUUCCAAGAUCAUCUAGAUGUACUUCCGCUACAACAAGACGAAGUCGCCUGUUCUUGAGGCGUAAUGCGCGCAUGAGAAAUGCUGAUAUAGCAGGAGAGUUUGUUGUUGUUGGCGGCGUAUCACCUACUCGUAGCACCUACACUUGGGAAGGAAUUAUUCGGCGAAAACGUUGUUCUGGGCUCUCCUUCAUGGAACGAAUGCACUACAUCCGAAAAUGUCGUGCAGGUGAAAUGUUCGCGGAAGAACACGGUGUUACUUGGCUUGCUAAAGGAAUGCAAAAAAGCAGAUCCCAUCAUCCUGUUUAUAAAUUCCUCCAGUACAACAAAUACCUACUUAAAAACACUUCUAGAUCAGCCCGUUUGUUGUCGCAACGUGUCAGUUAG